AUGCAAAAUAUGAAUGAUAUUUACUCUUUUCCUGUUGAGGAACAACUUAAUUAUAUUUAAGGUAAAUUCAACAUGUUUGUAGAUUGAGGAUUACCUUAUAAAUGUGAAUGCUUUCAUCCAGGAUAUACUUGUGAAGCCCAAAUACUUCGCAUGUAUAAUUACUUUUUAUACAAAGGUUUCCGAUCUUAUUUUCUCAAAACGCUAAAGUCUAUCUUCCAGUUCAUUUGCUGCCUUUCUUGAUUUAUAAGAGGAAAGCCUUUUUUAAAAAGUAUAUUUGAGUUUCUUAAACUUAAGUCCAAUUAGCACGACUGCGAGAUCAUUGUUUUCAUACGCAAAGAGUGUGUUGUUUUUAAGUCUUAUGGUUUAAAUUAUGAGAUACAAUUGGUGUAAGUAGGUAAGAUUUCGUAAUACGGUUGACCCGUUCAUCCCAAUAUCUGGUGGUUUGAUGGGAGCUUUCGCUUUGUUGUUGGAAUCAAAAACGAGGUAAGGGGUGCUAUGUAAUUGAAAGGGCUUAGGAAAUAAUGCUGAGCAUAGUGCCUCGAUAUUUUGAGACAAUCUUGAAUCUGAUGAAGAGAAAGGGUUGGAUAAAAAAUAUUCCUAAAGGAGAUGUGUUGGUAUUUGCAAUUAUAUUGGCAAUAAUUCAUUAUUAUUAUUAACAUGAUGUAAAAAUACAUGCGAAUUACAUUAGCCGAAGGCUUUGAAAACAACCUAUAGAGGAAUGUUUGGUAAAUUCUGGGGAAGGAAUUGA
Molecule: messenger RNA, 748 nt
Organism: Paramecium octaurelia
Lineage: Eukaryota; Ciliophora; Oligohymenophorea; Peniculida; Parameciidae
Source: the annotation of a GenBank genome assembly